Talpa occidentalis (Iberian mole) is the source of this 3546-nucleotide messenger RNA. RefSeq names its product junctional adhesion molecule 3 (gene JAM3). The coding region runs from base 36 to 968 and encodes 310 amino acids. Gene Ontology annotation, molecular function: protein heterodimerization activity; protein homodimerization activity. Gene Ontology annotation, biological process: cell adhesion; angiogenesis. The transcript has 9 exons. NCBI's taxonomy places the organism in Eukaryota, Metazoa, Chordata, Mammalia, Eulipotyphla, Talpidae. The record is from RefSeq and is a predicted model, not a curated record.
GCGCCGCGCGCCCGCGGCCCCUCACUCCCCUCGACAUGGCGCUGAGGCGACGGCCGCGACUCCGACUCUGCGCCCGGCUGCCCGACUUCUUCCUGCUGCUGCUGUUCAGGAGCUGCUUGAUAGGAGCUGUGAAUCUCAAAUCCAGCAACCGAACCCCAGUAGUACACGAAUUUGAAAGUGUGGAAUUGUCCUGCAUCAUCACGGAUUCACAGACAAAUGAUCCCAGGAUUGAGUGGAAGAAAAUUCAAGAUGACCAAACCACUUACGUGUUUUUUGACAACAAAAUUCAGGGAGACUUGGCAGGUCGUGCAGAACUAUUGGGGAAAACAUCUCUGAAGAUCUGGAAUGUGACCCGGAAAGACUCAGCCCUUUAUCGCUGUGAGGUGGUUGCUCGAAAUGACCGCAAAGAAAUUGAUGAGAUAGUCAUUGAAUUAAUUGUGCAAGUGAAGCCAGUGCCUCCCCUGUGCAGAGUGCCAAAGGCUGUUCCCGUAGGCAAGGCAGCGACGCUACACUGCCAGGAGGGUGAAGGACACCCCCGGCCACACUACAGCUGGUACCGCAACGACAUGCCGCUGCCGACAGAUUCCAGAGCCAAUCCCAGAUUUCGAAAUUCCUCAUUCCUCUUAAACUCUGAAACAGGCACUCUGGUGUUCAGCGCUGUUCACAAGGACGACUCUGGGCAGUACUACUGCAUCGCCUCCAACGACGCUGGCUCUGCCAGGUGUGAAGAACAGCAGAUGGAAGUCUAUGACCUGAACAUUGGUGGGAUUAUUGGGGGCGUCCUGGUUGUCCUUGCCGUCCUGGCCCUGAUAACAGUGGGCAUCUGCUGUGCAUACAGACGUGGGUACUUCAUCAACAACAAACAGAAUGGGGAAAGUUACAAGAAUCCAGGGAAGCCAGAUGGAGUUAACUAUAUCAGGACAGAUGAGGAGGGUGACUUCAGACACAAGUCCUCAUUUGUGAUCUGAAAUUAGACGGUGUGACCAAGAGAGCACAUGCAAAUACCUCUACAGAAACUGCCACAAGAGCAGCGGGAGCAAAGUGCACUUGGACGGAGCUAGACACUCACGCAAAAGCUUUUUGUUUUGGCCAAAGUUGACUGCUACUCCUUUCUUACUUUUUAACAAGCCACAUAAAUAAAAGAGUUUUCCUCAAGAUGGGCAUGGUCUUCACAAGGACAAGAAACUGAGUGGGAUCCUAGGUUCUCUCUGGCCUGACUGCCACCUGCGUGUCGGGGAAUUUUGAAGCCCUUGCUCAGACAUGCUGGGCCUGGCACUGUGAGGCCAAUGUACUUGCCACUCACUGGCAGCAGCUAGCGUGAGCCCCUGUGGGGGAAAACAGGGGAGCUGUGCAGGGCUGGGAAAUGCAUCACAGCGUGGAACCCUGCAGGUCUAGUCUUUGAAUCAGUGAAUGAUCCAGAAAAGAGGCUUUUUAUGCCGUGACCUUGUUGCAGGGUGGUCCACAGAGAGCACUGUGUCCUUUUCUCCUGAAAAGCUUUGUAGUGUCCCUCUUGGAAAAUAUUUUUGGAUCAGUAUUUUAAUAAAAGCAGCCAAAAAUCAGUAAGCUAAAUUGCUUGUUGGAAGAAGGGAUCUUCUUACCUGUAGGAAUCCUCCUUGUCCAAUGGAAGGUUCCGGUAUUUAAGGAAAACCUUCACUUUAGGCUAACUCUGAAAUGGUACUGAAAUAAGGUUCUGAUUUUUCUAUGGGUGUUUAUUUUAUAAAAUAUUACAUUCUAAAUUUUUGCUAAAGAUGUAUUUUGAUUAUUGAAAAGAAAAUUUCUAUUUAAACUGUAAAUAUGUUGUCAUACAAUGUUAAAUAACCUAUUUUUUUCCCCAAAAGUUCAGCAUAAGGUAGGAGUCCAAGCUAUUAGUGUUAAUUGGAAAAUACCAAUAAUUAAUCCAAGGAAGCCUCUCAAGAAGGCUUAUUGGAACAUUCCUUUCCCCACACACACAUGUUAGCAUUUUUCACAAGAGAACUUAUGUUAUCUAUACAUCAACCAUUGUUCCUUAAGAAACCUUUAAAAAAUUCUGAGUAAUAUUGAAAUCUGUGCUAUCUCUCUAAAAGAAACAGAAGAAGCUCUUAGGUUAGACAAAACAAACUAUGCAUGCCUCAGGGCGACCCGGAAGCUUAGCUACAUGCCUGCAUACCUGGUUAGUCAGGCCCUAGGGUUGAGUCUCCACCCAUCCCCAAAUGCUGCUGGCUGCUAAAUUCUGAGGCUAGCCAGCACAUCCACCUCUGGCUUCCAGGCCAGGCCUUUGUGCUUUAAUGUAAGUGUUAUUACACACGUGCCAUAAGCACUUGGCUCAGCCAGGACAGUUCUAAGGUGGGCCCUUCAGGAGGCAGGGCUUCUCUGUGUGGCGUCCCAGCUCCUAGGUUCCUGGGCCAGCACUUUUUCAUGUGGAUGGCUCAUAGAACAAAGCAGCUACUGCUAUUUGGUUUUUAAAUUCAUUUUGCUUAUUCCAUAUGUGUGGUUUCUAAGACUGCCCAUGGUUUAUAAGACUGCCCAGAGACAAAGGCAGUUUUGAAAUACUGCCAAUUCCGGUAAUACUUUUUUUAGGAAAAGAUUUCCACUAUUUCUUUUUGCUACGAAGCAAGCACUGAGACUGAAGGUCUUGUCUCUCGGCAAUACGCCACUUUGUGGUGGCAGUGAGGCCAGAGUUUUGAAGACUCUCAGUGCAGCCAGGGCAGAGAGCCUGACGGUGAGGAAAGUAAGACGCUCAAAUCAAAGGCACUUUUCUCAUUUUGAUUUUACAGUUUUUACCUACCCAAGACAUGCUCCCCUUGUGGGGGCCAUUAGAAAUAUUUCAAAAGCCUUUGUUCUUCAAGAGCAGACGUUCUUCGCCUCAGAUACAUGGCCGUGUUGUACUCAUGGUGUGCGGCCAGGAGCGUCUCAAAAGGAGCACCCUCAGUCCCACUGUGUGCUUAAAGGAGGGUUUUUACGUAGAAUGUAGUCAUCUUGGAAUUACACUUCCAGUGUCUUAAUUUUUUAUACUUUGAGUUUUUUAAAAUUGGAUACUUAUGUUGACUUUUUUUCAUGUUAUGUGAAAUAUGCUGCCAUGGGAUAUUGGCAGAAGCGGUGGGCAACUCUUCAUAAUUGCUUAGAGUGCCCAGCUGUUUCUGCAUCUGUGUCAGGGAUGCUUGGAAUCAAGACUGUCCUUUCAUCUUCAGCUACCGUGGGGACAAAGGAUAACUCCCUGCCCCUCCUCCAGCUGUCGGGCAACAUCACUGUAGCUGCCACCGUGGUUGUCAUAGUGGUAGGGUGGCCUUGUCACCUCCCUUAUACCUGAAAACCUCCCCCACUAGUGCUCUGUGGACUGGGUCUGACAGGAGAGCAGUGAGCGGGAGGGGACCGGGAAGUAGUCGCCCAUCACUGUAAAAUGUAGAGCAUUCGUGUGUUUUAAGAUGUGAAAAUGACUAAAGACUCGAGACCUACACAAGGCUGUUGUGGCCUUAGGUGUGGUUGUGCUGUACAAAGAUGUUACACAUUUGAACUAACACUUGUAAGUUGGUAUUUGUUAAACCUCUUUAUAAAAAGCUUUAACAAAAA